AUGGCUCAGCUACUACUGCCACAUACGCUUCACUCUCUGCAUAUGAGGCGGGGGGCAUUUAUUGCUCAGACAGAUUGCCCUUGUCACUUGGCUUUAACUGAAUUAUACUGUGGCAUCUCAGCCGUCAUUAAGAGCGAUGGCACCUUCCGCAUUGCAUUGGCAAUAUACGAUGCGCUCUACCUGAGAGACUUCCAUGAUGCAGACGUUGUAAUUAACGAUAAAACCGGUGUUGAUGGACUUACUGAUCAUCUCAUCGACUACCUCAAGUCAUAUGAGCGUGGAAAGUUGGCAAAGUUCAUCGGCUGCGGUGUCUUGAGUUCCGUGUUAGAUCACAGUAAGCUCAUCUGCUCCCGUCUAUGGCUGGAGCUGGACAUCGUUCCCAUUGUCAUUCCAGCUCCCGCCGAGACUAAACACAACGGGCAUUGGGUAGCAAAGCCUGUUGAUGAACUGGCCGAUUCCAUGGCCCGCAAGUCCAUCAUGUCCUUUGGGCCCUCUACUAUCCCUAGACUUCAGGUCGGCUGGCAUGGUGUCGUGCAGGUCUCCCUCAGCGGUUUGGCCCAUCUAGCUCGACUACAAGACUACAAGGGAAUAUGCUCACCGGGGACAUGGGAAACGAUGAUAUUUUUUGCAGACAAGAUCCGAGAGAGGCGUAUCAAGAUGGCCUUCUUCAGUGCCUCGCCGCAGGGAGGUGGAGUUCCAAUUGCACGUCAUGCGCUUAUUAGGUUUGCCUCUCUGCUUGGCCUACCCAUUACAUGGCAAGUGCCCAAGCCUCGGCGAGGUGUCUUUGGCGUCACGAAGACCAUCAAGAACAUACUCCGAGGCGUUGAGCCAAAUCAGCGCAUGGAAUGGCUGGACAGAAACUCAAUUAUCGACUGGGUUACUGAAAAUGCCAAACGAUACUGGCUUAUACAAGACGGGCCCCUUCUAUCACCAGAGGAGGGCGGCGCUGACAUUGUGAUUAUUGACGACCUGGAGAUGAUUGGAUUAAUACCCCUGGCAAAGGCAGCCGCACCAAAUCGCCCCGUAUUGUAUUGCUCCCACAUUCAAAUGAGAAAUGACCUAAUCGCAAGAACGGGCACUCUCGAGAAUGAUAUUUGGGGCUUUGUCUGGGAUCACGUCAAGCAUGCCGAUGCCUUCCUCACUUAUCCCAUCCAGGAGUCGCUCCCGGCUGAGGCGCCUCGAGAAAAGGUUGGGUAUUUGUCACCAACUUUCGACUGGUUUGAUGGUUUGAACAAGAGUCUUAGUUUGUGGGACACGGGAUUCUACACGCAUUUCUACAAUUCCCAGUGUUAUAAGUUCUACAUGACGGAGCUCAGAUGGCCUUCCCCGAGCUUCGAGUCUAAGCAGGAGCUCUUCGAAAUCUUUAGCUACUAUGCGGAAUUUCGUUGCCUCAUUAGUGACAAAAACGUCAACCCUCCCCAGCUGGUAAUCUGCGGUAAUAGGUCUAUAGACGAUCCAGACAGAAAGCUCGUUUACGAGGAUGCUAGGAGGGAUCUAGAGCACGUCUAUAGGCGCUUCCAGCGAGACAUCAGCAUAAUGAUACUAGGAGAACGCGACCAAGUGUUGAACAUCCUCGUCAGAAACUCUCAUGUUGUGUUGCAGGUCCCCUCUUCCGAAGAUGAUGAGUUCAAAGUAGCACAGGCUCUACACGCAGGCCGUCCCGUCAUAACGUCGCCGAUUGACGGUACUUCAAUUCAAAUCCAGGAUGGAGUGAACGGAUUUAUCGUUCGACCAGGGGACCGGGCGGCUGUGGCAGAACAUUUGAUGUGUCUUUUCACUGACAAAAGGCUACACGAGGGAAUGUCUGUAGCCGCUCGAAAUGGAAUGAGUGAUGAACUCACUACCGUUGGAAAUGCUGCUGCUUGGAUGAGGACAAACUCCAAGAUCGCUAUCGUGGGCGUUGGCCAAGUCGGGGGGGCUGUGGCGAACGCCAUUAUCCUUACAUCUAUUGCCAACGAAGUACUUCUGGUUGAUACUGAUGUCAGCCGUAGAGACAGCCAGGUCCGGGACCUCGCCGACGUGGCUUUCAGCCAGAAGGAAGACACUAAUGUGAGGGCAGCGACCUAUGCGGAAGCUGCUCAAUGCGACAUCAUCGUCAUCACGGCUGGAUCUAGACAUUUUAUCGGUCAACCCAGCAUGGAUUAUACCGAUAGGAACAUUUCAAUUGUACGGAGCAUAAUGAAAGAAAUGUCCCCUUUUAGAUCCGAUGCCAUCAUAAUAGUUGUGGCGAACCCUGUGGACCUCCUUACAUCCAUUGUUCAAGAGCUGUCCGGGCUGCCAAGACAUCAGGUCCUGGGCUCUGGGACCUUUCUUGAGUCCAUACGGCUUCGGGGUAUCGUGGCUAGCGAGCUCAAGGUUGCUGCGAAUUCCAUUGAUAUCUAUGUCUUGGGUGUGCAAGGUGAAUCCCAAGUAACGGCAUGGUCGAUGGCGAGGCUCGGAGGCAGCCCCCUCAGCAAGGCAAUGCCGCCCAAGAGCCUUGAUUUUGACAAGAUUGCAGACGAGUGCCGUGAGAGAGCCCAGAUGAUCAUGCAAGUCAAGGGAGCGACACCAUAUGGCAUCGCUUCGGUUGUAGCGAGUACCUGCCGCUCUAUACUCUUGGACAAGCGAAAUGUGCGCCCGCUGAGCCAUUUCCAGCCCGAGUUUGGCUGCUGCUUUAGCCUUCCCGCACUCAUCGGAAGGCAAGGAGUGAUAGGUACCAUCCAUCUGGCCCUGGACGAUGCGGAGGACGCACACAUUAGCGACUCGGCCAAGAAGCUGAAGGGGCGUCUUGAGAGUGUCAAGGAGAACGUCCUGGAAGAUAACUAG
This is a messenger RNA of Clonostachys rhizophaga, 2805 nucleotides long. NCBI's taxonomy places the organism in Eukaryota, Fungi, Ascomycota, Sordariomycetes, Hypocreales, Bionectriaceae. The record is from the annotation of a GenBank genome assembly.